[Candida] anglica is the source of this 534-nucleotide messenger RNA. Lineage: Eukaryota; Fungi; Ascomycota; Pichiomycetes; Serinales; Debaryomycetaceae. The record is from the annotation of a GenBank genome assembly.
AUGUUAGUUAAGGUUAUAGAGUUUCCUGCGCCUUCAAGAGGAUGCACUACAAAUGUGUUCACAUUCAAAGUUGGGGACCUCAACGCUAGAGCCGCGAAAGUGUUGAUUCCAUGGCCAUCCCCACAAGUGGAACCCCCAAUUGAAUACAUACCAUCAUAUGAAGAAGCAGAUUUCGGUAGACAAUUUAUUAUAUUUCUUUCUAAAACUGGAAUUCUUGAUGAUUUAAAAGAAGAAUCUUGUUGGAUAGGAGGAGGGGAUUAUCAAUGUGAUAUUGAAUUUGUUGUUCAUUCACCCAAUAAGAAAAGAUUUGUAGUAACUCUUGAACUUUGUUAUGUGAAAAGGAUGCCACCUAUGUUUGAUGGUGCAAUUACACCAAGUUAUCUAGUAGUUAGUCAUAAUGAAUUAUUGGGAUUUCUUCGGGACAAAAUUAUUCUUAACAAAGAGAAUAUUAAAAUUGAGAGAAGAAUUAAGGCUAUAUUAAUGUUGGUACUGAUAAAUUGCAGUAUUAAUGGAUUAGAAUUGGAUAUUAUGUAA